AUGAAGAAAGGACGAGGGCGGCCGAAAACCACGGUGCCACCGUCACCACCACCGGAAUCACUUACCAGCUUGAAGAUCCCUCAGAUUGGUUCAAGAACUACAACACCACCGGACUCUAGCUCGAAGACGCCUGAGACUGGAGCAAAAACUGAUAAAGGGAUGGAAGCCACACUCGGGAAUACAAUCAAAGAAACCCUAGCAGAAGCGACAAAAGCUCAACCAGGGGAGCGGAAACUAUGGGUGGAUAUUAUAAACGAUAAUUGGAACCCUGCCAAGGGACUGACAGUGGAAUAUGUUGCGCCAAAAGUAGUCAACGGGAUGAUUGAAAUUGAUAUUGAACAAGAAGACAUCGAAACGGAAAUACGGUUUUGGGAUAAUGCCCUAAUUCUUUAUAUUGUAGGAGAUGAUUUAAGUAUGAACACGGUGAAGAACUUUAUUAUCACGAUGACGGUUAUUUCCUGCUCAGAUUCAACUCCCAGAAAGACAAGGAAACCGUGA
Molecule: messenger RNA, 498 nt
Organism: Lathyrus sativus (Indian pea)
Lineage: Eukaryota; Viridiplantae; Streptophyta; Magnoliopsida; Fabales; Fabaceae
Source: the annotation of a GenBank genome assembly